Messenger RNA from Zophobas morio, 2559 nucleotides. RefSeq names its product troponin T, skeletal muscle-like. Gene Ontology annotation, molecular function: actin binding. NCBI's taxonomy places the organism in Eukaryota, Metazoa, Arthropoda, Insecta, Coleoptera, Tenebrionidae. The record is from RefSeq and is a predicted model, not a curated record. The coding region runs from base 387 to 2378 and encodes 663 amino acids. The transcript is spliced from 7 exons.
CGAAAUAUUUCGAAUCGGUUGGGCGUCGGGAAACGUCACGACGCCCAAAAUAACCACCAGCUAUUUCGAACGCGAAUGCCACACUGAAAACGUGUGCGUGUUGCACUGAAAAACAACCGAAAUCGGCGAAAAGUAGACGCACAAUUUGCGCAAAAAACCGAGCGAAAAAUUUUUUUGCAGUGCUGUGUCGAGUGGCGAUUUUGCGUUUUGCAUUUUCCGGUGGCUGUGUUUGCAGUGGGUGUUUUCGAAUUUUCUUCGUCGAGAAGUCAGUUCUUGCGGUUUUGGGUUAGCGAAGCAUUUCAGGCUCUUAGUGGCGACAUUAACAAAACGCAGCUUAAGAGAAUAGAAUUUGUAGAGGUAGUGCCACGUAGAGAUCUAUAGGAAUCAUGGUAUUCACCAAAGCCAUGCCUGCUGGCAAAGACGAAGCCGGCGCCUCAAACCCCGCCCAGCGGACGACGUUCCGCCCGCCGUGGGUCAAGGAGGGGCCUAGUCCCCUCCCGGUGCCCACGGCCCCGUGGACCCUGAAGAACGCGCGCAGGGACAGCAGCAAGGACUCGCCCUCGGAGAACCCGCUGGCGGGCGUGCAGCUGAGGAAGACGUCGGUGACGACGAAGGAGCCCCAGGAGAAUGGGAAGGACAACACGUUCAAGAGGCCGCAGCUGCGGCCGGUGCCGCCCAAGGAGGAGACCAAGCCGCCGAAGGAGACGCUGCCCACUGUUAAGCUGAACAGCGUGGCGGAGCGGCAGAAGAAUGAGGCGAAGAAGCCGCCGCCGAUUCAGAGGUUGCUAUCCGACGAUGUAGAAAUUGAUAAGGCCACUCCCGUUAUGCGGAACGCUUUGGUCCGCAAUGAGAGCAUGAGAAAACUAUCACUGUCGCAACAAGCACCAGCACCGCCUCCCAUGCCGCCCCCAGCGCCAGCAAUGCCCGGAGCGCCCGGAGCCGAGUUCCUGAAGCCUUUAACUGCACAACAAAGAGAGCGAAUCGAACAACUCAAAGCACGACCCAAACACCGCCCCGAUUGGACGGCCAUGUUGAAAGAAAUAGAAGGUAACAAAAAACUAAAACACGUGGAAUGCAACGAUAGGUCGGAACCUCUUCUACCCCAAACCAAAGCCACUGAACACUUCGUUUUCGAAAGUGAGAAAGCCAACGUUCACAAUGAACUCCUUAAACAAAUUUGUAGCGGCAUCACUUUGAAGAGAGUCAAGACGAACGACAGAAGCAAACCGAUGCUCGAAGGUUUGAGGAAAUUCAGAAGGCAGAUGACGAUCGAAGAACAGAUCCAGAAGUCAGUUUCUAUGGCUAGCAUGCCACCUAUCUGUGAUAAAUCUCAGGAAGAAAUUGAAGACGAAGCGGACGAAAUGGACGACAUCGAUAAAGUCCGCGACGAUUUACAGAGCACGAAACAAAUGUUAGCCCUUGAAUUACGAAACAAAGAAGCCCAAAUUCGCGAAAACAAACGCCUGAUGGCCAGAAUACUCAACCUAGAAGCAGAACUAGAGAAAGAACGCAACAAAGAAAGGACAACGGGAGACGCGACAACAGCAGAUGACAAACUCAUCCAAUCACUGAAGAAAGAAGCAGAAGAAGCGCGAAAAUCGUCCGAGGAAGUCGAAAAGAAAUACACGGAAGCGACCGAACAGCUCGACAGCACGAAAUUCCAGUUAGAAGAAUUGAAGAAGCAAAACCAGAUGUUAGAGAAGAAAUUCCAAGAGGCGGCACAAGGAAAACGAACGUCUAUUAGUAAAGACAUGGUGAAUGGAGAAGAAAGCGGAGAGGAAUUCGCCGAAGACGAAAUGAGCGAAGAGAGCGACGGAGAAGAUACAGAAGAAAAGAAAGAACGAAGAAUACAGCGAGAACUCAAACAACUGAGAAACAAGUUGAGGAAUUUCAAGAACAAGGAAGACAACGCGAAGAAAGAGAGAGUCGCUUUGAGGGAAAUAAUGAAGAAGCACCAACAAGCUAUCAAAGAAGAAAAGAAGAAGUACAAAGCGCUGCAGAAAGAAGUCGACAAAAUGGCGGCGUUAAUGAAAGACGUCAGCGACGACGAGGAAGAAGACGAAGAAAAGGAAGAAAGCGAGGAGGAAGUCGAAGAAGAAGAGGAAGAAACCAGCAGCGAGGAAUCCGAAACCGAGACCGAAGACGACAGCGAAUCCGAGAGGAGUCAAAGCGAACCCGAAGAUGCACCAGUAGACAAGAAACGAACUAAUUUAACCGCACGGUCGAACCGACACGAGAAGAUUCUCGCCGCUUUGAAGAAAGGCAACUUCAUGAUGAAAGCGAACGCCGAGAGGUUACAAGACGAUUUGAAUAAACAGAAGGAGUUGACAGCUGGUUUGCAGGAGGAUCUAGAUUCGGUUUUGGCAGAACUGGGAUAAAACUGGGCUCGGAAAUCGAUGGGGCCCAGUCCGGUCCUGGAAAGGAUUCGAUUUCGAAUUUUGUAACAUGAUUGUUAACGAAACAAUUUUUAACACUAUAGUAUAGGCGAAAUUGAAAUUUUUAUAUUAUUUAUGGAGAAUGUAUUUACUCAAUUGUGAGAAUAAAGUGUGAUCGCUUCUU